This is a messenger RNA of Paramecium tetraurelia, 156 nucleotides long. RefSeq lists its product as uncharacterized. NCBI's taxonomy places the organism in Eukaryota, Ciliophora, Oligohymenophorea, Peniculida, Parameciidae. The transcript has a single exon. The record is from RefSeq and is a predicted model, not a curated record.
AUGAACACCACCAAAUUCAAAAAGGAAAAUACAAGUGAAGAAAAAUUCGAAAUGGUCACUGCAUAAGCUUUCACAGAUAAUCAAAUUUCUAUUUUGGAUAAAACCAUAAAGUUUGGAAAGGAAUAAUUUAAAAAAGUAUGUAAAAUGUUUAAAUGA